Anthonomus grandis grandis is the source of this 6236-nucleotide messenger RNA. RefSeq lists its product as uncharacterized. Gene Ontology annotation, biological process: skeletal muscle contraction; positive regulation of protein localization to plasma membrane; positive regulation of voltage-gated calcium channel activity. NCBI's taxonomy places the organism in Eukaryota, Metazoa, Arthropoda, Insecta, Coleoptera, Curculionidae. Gene Ontology annotation, molecular function: protein binding. The record is from RefSeq and is a predicted model, not a curated record. Gene Ontology annotation, cellular component: extrinsic component of cytoplasmic side of plasma membrane. The coding region runs from base 1654 to 4461 and encodes 935 amino acids. The transcript is spliced from 24 exons.
GGAGAGCGUCGCGACGCUUAGUAUAGCGCGGGCCAACGGACCGAAAUAACGCGAAACGCGAACCACCAAAAACCGACGCCACCGCGCGAGCGUUUUUAGUUUUUUUCGGUUUUAAUUUACAAAAAAAAAAACAAAAAUUAAAAUUGACAACGACAUGUCUUAGUUAUUAGGUCGAUUUUAUGCCGAAGGAAUUCCUUCAAGGAAUGUUUAUGUUAUUGAUAACGCAUUCGGGUAUUUGCUUGCUGUGGUUUAUUAUAGUGAAGAAGGUAGAUCCUAAUGUAGUCAUUUCCACUAAAAGACUAAUAGUAUAAGUGCCAUAAAAAGAAGAUUUCGACUUAAAUGUAACUCCCAUCGCCCUCGUACGCAUGAUACCCUUAAUGCGAAAGACAGUGUCGUACUCACGGUCGCGAUGUCGCAUUCCAGCAGAGCAUGUAUGUCAUAUUUCCGGCAGAUGAGGUAGUAUAUCUGUCAUAUGAUCGCCUUAUCGUCGUACCCGAAUCUAGCCAAGAGAUCCCUGUAGUCCCAACUACAGCUCGUAGAACAGGAAACAUUGAUACCCAGCCAGAAGCAGGACCAUCCAAAAUUGAGUGCGACUCGGUUGAAGGUCAACCCUCUUCGAGUCGAGGUUGCAACCAAGACACCCCAGUAAGCAGACCCAAGAAAAAAGGGCUGAGAUUUAACUUCAGCUUACUCAAAAGGAAAAGCUCUAAGGACUCAGAGGCUCAGGGGGCAUUAAGCUCUAGAGUAAGACACUCCGUUGGACAUAGAGAGCAUUCGGGUGUAAAUGCACCCCCUUCAGAAGUAUUUAGGCAAUACUGUAACAUUUCCUCCCCAGUAGAUCCCCCAAAGGCUUGUAAAGAGAGAGAAAAGACUCCGUCCAGCGAAGAAAAGCUUUCGAGCAAAAGAUCCUCGACCUCCUCGUCAAGUAAACCACCUAUAGGCAAACCCUUACCACUUUCAGAAGAAAGUGGGAGCAAACGAUCCAGUAAGCACAGCUCGUCGUCAUCGAAAUCCGCCAAGCAAGGUAAAGAGUCCCCUGUGAGUCUACCGAACAGCAUUUCCACCCCAGCAAGACGUUCCAAAACCCCCACGAGGAAAACAUCAAACGCCAACCUGAACAUCGAGCAUUUCUCCCCGAUCUCCACCAGCAGGGAAAAAAACUUGGUGGAACCCAGUCCGGAACCAAAAGUGAAAUCGCGUAGCAACCCCUUCAAGUUGAGUUUCCGCAAGAGUAAAACCCCCGAGCCCUCAACCAGCCAAUCUGCCCGUAAGAAAGAGAAGAAACCUCCCGCACCAACACCACCGCCACCAUCUGCAGAAAGAAAACUGUCGUUUUCCGACUAUAUCGCCGUGAGUCGCGAGAAAUCUGCCGUGAACAGUAGUGAUAACCGUGAUAAGUUGCCGUCCGGUGCCCGUGAUAAUAAGACGCCGGUGCUCGGUUUGUUUCGGAAAACCUCGUCGCCUAAGAACUUAGGUCGCGAUCGCACUCCGCAUUUGAAUCAGCAGCAAAGUUUUCUGUUUCCCACUGAUAACUGUUCGAGACCUGCUAGUGCCGAACCCGGGCUCGUAACAGAUAAAAGGAGUGACGCGAGCAAACCGAAGGGCGCGCCACGUCGUAAAGAUCGCGUCUAAUCAUCCCCCAAUCAUUCCAAGAUGGCGUCCAACGAAUCUGCUCUAAAGGAUCUGAUCCAUCCGGCGUACAACGAACACCUGAAAUCCCAUAAUACUGUCGCUUUUAAAUUAGUUAAAACCGUUUCGGAUUUCACUCAGCAACUGGGCCAGAUGUACGAGCAACAUGCCGAGGAAAUGCAAAUGUUGGUAUCCAACUUUCGGAAGCGAAACAACGAACUUAGAAAAGAGAGACCGGCGUGCCCCAGCUCGUUAUAUCACACCUGGGAAGCCCUCCUUCAGGAAGUCGAGAUCGAUUCACAGGCUAUGAACGAAAUAGCUUUAAUACUGGGCCGUCAGGUAUCCAGACCGAUGUUGGAACGGUCGUUUUAUAGGAAAAUUCAAUCCAGGAAGGUAUUUACGCACAGAGAGAGUUACGAGACUAUUAUCGCUAAGACGGAGGAGAAACUAGCAAAGUCAAGACAAGAAUACAAAAAUGCUUACCUGACCUACCUGGCGAACCCAACAACCGAGAGCUUGAGCGCAUAUUUCAAUGCGCACAAUGCUUACGUUCAACAGCUCCACGCCACCAACGGUAUGAUGGAAGAAUUCGGUAACUCGACGCUGCCAUCUUUAUUACAGGAAUUAGAAGAAAUUUAUACUGAUCUUUGUUCUACGGUGACUGAAGCGGUCAUACAGGGUGCAGAAGUAGUUUCAUCUAGGGCUUUAGAGCAACAUAAACGUUACGAAGCUUUGGCGAAUCAGUGUCGUUCGGUGACAGGGUCAGCUGAUCUCGUACAUUUGACGAGGUCAUUGCCAACCCCUCAGGGCAGGGGAUUGAUAAUUAAGAGGGUCUUUGUGCCGCCCCAACGGCCACCCUCUCCCGAAACUACCGAAGUGGACGUAACCAAUGGACAUUUGAACAACGAAAACAUCCCUCCGCCUCUGAAAGAUGAAUUAGUGAUAGAUCAGCUCUCGGCGGUCCAGAUAAAGCCCUCCCACGACGCCCUUAAGAAGGAGUCUGACGACCUUAAGGUCCAGAUACGGCAGAUCCAAGACGCUCUGGAUACACUGUUGCGGAUCCAGCAACGGUCAGUCGAGGCGUCGCUUUUUAAUAAAGCGAAUGAGUUACAAGAGGACAUUUCGAUGAAAAGGUUCGAUUUGAGGGUGUCGCAGAUCCAUUUGAGCGCCAUUAAUGCACAGAAAGAAUUAUUUACCCAUAAAUUAGAGGGUGAUACGGGGGUGGGUCGCGAACGUAAAAUGUCCGCCUCAUCUACCGCGAGCAUGAAGAAUAAAUGGCUGAAGGCUUUUAAGAGUCUUAAGACACCCCCGCCGGAAGAACCGAAACCAAAAAACCAAAUGUACCACGCAGUAUCGACAAUAAUGUCUAUGAGGAAAAAUGGUUCGGCAGCCACAAAGGAACUUUUGAAGGGUGAUCCGGAUGCUCAUAAUUUCCAGGAGAAUACUUACAAGAAAAUCACGCCGUGCGACGUAUGCUCACAGAUAUUACGAGGGCACACACGUCAAGGGCUGAAAUGUCGCAUUUGUAAGAUGAACGUGCACUUCGACUGCCAAAAGGACGCCCAGAAAUGCCAAACGAAAGCGAAACUGCUCCGGAGACAAAAAUCCACGUCGGAAAUCGAGACCAGGAUACCCCAGGAUAUGAACACCGAGGACGAAAAUAUAACCGAGGGUGGUAUGCCAACAAUAAACCGUCGGAUUUCCGUGAAGUCUAUAGACCGAAAUCGGGUGUUUCCCUACAACGACAACGACGUCGAUUUAGAAAACCAAACGACCGAAGUGGACCAGAUCUACCAGGUACUAAAACAAGCUACGGAAAUCUCGAAUGCGAAACCCCGUGUGAACGUAGAGGGGCCGAGCGAGCGUUCGAAUCCGGGUAGCAACUCCGGGAGCGGCGGUGGCUCCGGACAGAGUCUUAACGCUAAAACCGUGACCAGAUUGACUCCCCAACCCGCCAGAGCUUCCGCCGGAUCUAAUUUGACCGUCAUUAAUCCCGCACCUUGUGCUACCAGUUCAGGACGCAUGAAGAUUCCUUCUUCCAGUUCUGGAUUGUUUUGCCCGAUGUUUGGAAGCCAUACCGUCGCGCCCCACUCCCCCCGUCGGCAGAAACUGAACCUGCGCAUGAAAAGUCUCUCGCUAGACUCGCCGGAGAGUACGGAGCACGCGCAGCGACGCCAGCGUCACGGCGCUAACGCCGCCAGCGAUCCCCACUCGAAUCACAGCUCGUCCUCCAAGAUUCAGUUGGUUGCCACUACUACCCUUCCUCCAAGGUCUCUUCCAACUCAUCCGGUUCGAAAAGAUCUGAAAACUCAAUCAACUCCAUCCAGUCCGGUGCACAACAGACGGCUCUUAUCGGCAAAAAACAUUCGAACCUCAUCAGUGGAACUACCAGAUGAUAAUGACAAGAGUCCCUCUUCUGCCAGUACUUCUCCAUGCCCUAGUCCAGUAGGAGGAAAAAAGUCGCAUAGGUUACUUCCGACGAACCUCUACGUUGUGCUCUACAACUUCAAGGCAAGACACCAAGACGAGUUGGACCUGAAAGCUGGAUACAAAGUGACCGUCAUAGAUACGUCAGAUCCAGACUGGUGGAAAGGGAAGUGUUUGGGCAAGAUGGGCUUUUUCCCGUCCAAGUACGUUUCCAAACUGUCUCCGGGGGAAAAACCGCUGCAGGUUACACACAAUUUGCAAGUCUCAGACGGUGAUAAUGGGCUGAUGCUAUUAAGAGAUCAGAUCGUGAUUCAAAUCGGCGAGGAAAUCGACGGUAUGGUGAUGAUCCGAUCUGGUGAUAACCGCCAGGGCGUUUGUCCUAUUAAGUUCUUACAGGAAGUGUGACAACGCAUUGAAAUAGCCUGCCAAGCGAACCAACCAUGCAACUGCUCCUUAAAACCUCAAACCAUUCCAGCCAGCAGUAAAGUAGUGAGUAAGUCACCAAACGCUCCUGCGACCCUCAGUAAGAUUUACUAUCAAGCGCCGCAGCCUCAAAUUCAAUUUUUCUCGAAUAACAAUAACCGCAACGUGAAGCAAAACAACAAAAAGAACUCCGGCAGCAUUUUAAGGUUUUACUACAACAACUUUGCCAAAGGAAAAAAAGAUACGAAUGUAUAUCAGAAUGCGGUGGAGAGGCGCAGAACUGAACUGGCAUUUUUACAUGGAAAGGCUCCGUUUUCAUCCACCCGAAGACCUUUGUCAAUAAGAUUAUCGACUCCGAAGCACGUGUCCAGUUUACUGACGAAAUCGUUUACGUCGGAUUCGCAAAAAAGGCCACUUCUACUACAGGGUUCCCCGUACAAUCACGAAUAUCGACCGGUACCACAUUUUCAAAUCAUCGCCAACCGGGACGGAUUGAAGAUCUCCUCGAUUUAUACCAUAAGCGAGAGUGUGGAAAAGUCUAGUUUUCAUAGGAAGAAUCUAUAUAUUUCGUCGAACAGUAGGCCCCUUUUCGUUAGAAAGUAAAAUCUAUUUUUUCCCACUAUAUGCAAAUCCUAUUUUUGUAAAUGUUUAGAAUAGGGAGUUUCUCACUGUUUAUGUGGUUAUACGUUUAAAAAUGGGUGCCAUAUUUAUCAUUCACUUAAAAUAGUUUAACGUCAACAAAUUGCACAAAAUUUAAUAGCAUACAUUCCAGAAUCAUACUUUACUUAAACCGACAUGUUCCUAUAUGCAGGGUGUCCCAUGAUGCAGUCCAAGCAUCUUGUAUAAGUUUCUCUUUGCCUAAAAUUUCUUCAACUAUAUUAUCUUCACCCUGUAUGAUGAUGCAUUUACCUGUGCAACAAGGAUUUGAUCAUUUUUCAAGAUAAAAAUAUACGAAUUUUCUAUUGUUAAUGUUAUUUUUACAUAUUUAGAAGUCUAUAUUACAAAAGAACGUGUUAUUUUAUACAUAUGAGGUGGUGCAAUUGAUUCCUGUAUGUAUAAUUUUAAAGAAACUAUAUUAUAGUAUGUUAUUCUAUGUACUGGGCCUGUUCUAACAAUUGUUGUGCUUGCAAACAGGCCUGGUAUUAUUUUUAAAUACAUGUGCACCUGACCAAUUACUAUAUAAGAUUCUAGUUGAGUGAAUCAUAAUAUAGUGAAUAAAACGCUCUAACUUUGACAGUUUUGGGUGGCAAAGUUAGAGCAUACGUACUAAAUAGUUAAUUUAAUAUAGAGAAAUGUAUAAAAAUGUUAUUAGUGCUACGUCAGAUAUAUAAUUAUAUGAUAUAUUAAAGGAAAACUGCUAUUACUAAAAAUAAACCUUUCCUAAAAUAGAGUUUUUAAUUGUACUAAAACACUUUUGGCUCAAUUAAUUAUUAUUUAGACCCAGUUGUGUUGAACGAGAGACAUAGGGAAGGUGAGGGAUGUACCUGAAAUUCUAUUUACAAAAAAAAUAACCGAAUACAUAUCCGAGGCAAUAAAAAUAAUAAAUUUAGUACAAUUAAAAACGUCUAUUAUUAAUGUGUUACGUACCUUAAAAGAACCUCAAAGAAAACUUUCGACUAUGUGGAUUAAAAAGUCUUAUAUAAUAUGCACACUACAUAAUAUAUGUUAUUUUGUAAAAUAAAUGUUUAGGAUCCCAAGCAGCACAUUUUGUUGACCACUGUACAAGAGAAAAAUAUAUAAAAUUUUAUUUAAAGUUU